Molecule: messenger RNA, 3811 nt
Organism: Thrips palmi
Lineage: Eukaryota; Metazoa; Arthropoda; Insecta; Thysanoptera; Thripidae
Gene: cysu
Product: peroxidase
Exons: 15
Coding region: 281-2617 (778 amino acids)
Biological process (GO): response to oxidative stress
Molecular function (GO): peroxidase activity; heme binding
Source: RefSeq, a predicted model, not a curated record
ACGCAGCACAGCACAGUCCGUCCCCAAGCCCCAGCCGUACCCGCCCAGCUCCGCCAGCUCUGGCUCCACAGUUGCCGCUCACUCGUCGCCGCGACCUCCCCGCGGCCUGACUGCGACUGCCACUCGGUGAAAGCUCCCGUCGUGGUCCCCGUGCUCCCCGUGGUCCCCGCCGUGGUCCCCGCGCGGCGAGUCGCGUUGUGUGUGCUGCAGUUUGACGCCUACCUUUGGACUGCUUUCGGAGCCGUGGAUUACAGAGACCGGGCGCUCCCCCGCUGCCGCCAUGAUACCCAGGCCGCUGCUGGCGCUGGCAGCGCUCCUGCCCCUCGCGCUGGCCAUCCAGUUCUCCCCCAUCGAGCAGCACAAUGAGAGCGAGUGCGCGCUGCUGCUGGACGGGCCCGGCCGGUCGUCCGCCUUCGACUACAACGUCAACACCCUGCGCGGCACACCCGGCUACCGGGGACCCAACACCUGCAUCACGUACGACGCCGUCAACCAGGCGUACAUCAACGCCAGGAAGAGGAUCCAGGUGUCCCAGCCUCAGGGCCAGUGGACGGGUCCAGACGUCGCCAGCGUCGGCGAGCUGCUGCUGGACAUCUCCAUCCAGCUGGCUAAGGCGUACGGCCUGACGUACGAGGACAUCGAGAAGGGCCUGCCCCUGAUCGACACGUCCAAGACGCUGAUCCGCGAGGUGUGCCCGCCCUACCUCGCCAACGUGGAGUGCCGGCCCGGCAAGUACCGCCGCUACGACGGGCUGUGCACCAACCUGGAGCACCCCACCUGGGGCGCCACCAACACGCCCUUCACCAGGCUCAUCGGGCCCCUGUUCGCCGACGGCAUGACCGCGCCCCGCGUGUCCGUGCUCAACCAGCAGCUGCCCCUGUCCCGAGUCGUGUCCCGCACCAUGCACCCCGACGAGGGCUUCCACGACCACGCCGGCACCGUCAUGGUGGUCGCCUGGGGCCAGUUCAUGGAUCACGACUACACCCUCACCGGCACGCCCCUUGACCCUCUGAACAAGAACGAGCCCGAGGAGUGCUGCGACCGCCCUCCCCACCUCAAGAACCCCUACUGCAUGGAGAUCCCCAUCCCGGAGGACGACUACUUCUACCGCCUGACCCGUGUCCGCUGCAUGGACUUCGUCCGCGCGUUCCCCGCCGUGCGUCCGGGCUGCAGACUCGGAUCGCGCGUGCCCUUCAACACGCUGACCGGAGUGAUCGACGGCAACACCGUGUACGGCGUUACCGAGAAGUUCGCCCGCCACCUCCGCAGCGGUUACAACGGCCUGCUGCGCAUGAACCCCGUCUUCAACGAGUAUGGCCUCAAGGACCUGUUGCCCCUCAAGCUGGACAUCCCCGAUGAAGGCUGCACCCGCCCCAACCGCUCCAUGUACUGCUUCGAGGCGGGCGAGAUCCGUGUCAACGAGCAGCUGGUGCUGACCUGCAUGCACACCCUGAUGGCCCGGCAGCACAACACCGUGGCCCGCGGGCUGGCCCAGGUCAACCCCCACUGGGACGACGAGACCCUGUACCAGGAGGCGCGCCGCAUCAUCAUCGCCCAGAUCCAGCACAUCACCUACAACGAGUUCCUCCCCAUCAUCCUCGGCAAGGAGGUCAUGGAGAAGUUCGGCCUGCUCACCCAGAAGGAGGGCUACUGGGACGGCUACGACUCCAACGUGAACCCCAACGUGAUCGACGCCUUCGCCGCCGCGGCCUUCCGCUUCGGACACUCCCUGCUGCCCACGGCCAUCGAGAGGUGGAGCAAGGCCCACAAGUUCAUCGCCUCCCGCCGUCUGUCCGACCUCAUCCGCCAGCCCUACGACCUGUACCGCGCCGGCGUGCUGGACGAGUACUUCAUGGGCCUCAUGAACCAGGUCGCCCAGGCCAUGGACGACUCCGUCACUCAGGAGGUCACCAACCACCUGUUCAAGAAGCCCGGCGCUCGGUUCGGCAUGGACCUCGCCUCCUUCAACAUGCAGCGUGGUCGUGAAUUCGGUCUCCCCGGCUACAUGGAGUUCAGGAAGUUCUGCGGGCUGCCGCCGGCCGACUCGUUUGACGAGCUGCUCGGGUCCAUGCCCAACUCCACCGUGAAGCGAUACGCCUCCAUCUACGCGCACCCGUCCGACGUGGACCUGUGGUCCGGCGGCGUGUCCGAGAGGCCGCUGCCCGGCAGCAUGGUGGGCCCCACCUUCGCCUGCAUCAUCGCCACCCAGUUCAGUUACUCGCGGCGCGGAGACCGCUUCUGGUACGAGCUGCCCAACCAGCCGUCCUCCUUCACCCCCGAGCAACUGCACGAGAUCCGCAAGACCAAGCUGUCCCGCGUCAUCUGCGACAACACCGACCUCAUCGACACCAUCCAGGUCUACCCGCUCGUCCUCCCCGACCACGAGAUCAACCCCCGCGUGCCCUGCAAGAGCGGCAUCCUGCCCAGCCUGGACUACAGCAAGUGGGCCGACUUCAGCGGCCAGGCAGCCGCCGGCAACAGCGUGCCCUUCGUGGCCGACGGGCUGUCCGUGCCAAACAGUGUCAUCGCUCCUCUCAUAAACCCGUCGCUCCUUUUCAAGCGGUCCGCCUCCACCUUCCACGGCAAAGCUAGCAUGGCGCCCGCCUUCGAGCACUAAACGCACGACACCCCCACCCCACCCCACUGGCCCCACGCGCCCGUCGUCGUCGUCCACACACUUGCUUUAGGUCCAUUUACCGCCAAACGGUCGGCAAGGCUUCUGGAAGGCUUCUAAAAGAUUUCCGGAAGGCUUCUGCUGAACGGCCUCGCCGCGGAUAACACUUUUGGCGGGAAAUUGGUCCGUUUGUGGGCGUCGCCUUAGCCGCGCCACCGGUUGGUCCGAUUGGUCCGAUUGGUGACGCGCCUUGCUAGGCGGCGCAGAGACGCACGUCCGGUGGCUUGGGGCUUGGGGCCCACGCCAUGCCGGCCCCCGGCCGCGCCCUGUGUUCAUCCCCUAGGAUAGUCAUGCCUUUGUUAUUUAUUGCUCAUUCUGCAUCCUCCACAAUCCCUUUGCUCAUGAGUGUUGUAUAUGUAGCCAUAUUGCUAGUUACCAGACGAGUUGUGCGUGUUAAUUGAUAAGCUUCACCUCCACAUGUAGUGCAUGUUUCAUAAUAGUCAUUCGAUGUGUUUUAGAUGUCAUUUAUCUUCAGAACCAUGGUUGGUUUGUACCCCUCUACCCAAUCAUUUGGAACUAGGUUCCAAACAGAAAACUUCCAUUAUCCCCAGCAUGUACAUUUAAACUUAAUACUUUUUUCUACGUUAUAAUUAUGUAUAAGACCUUGGACAUAGCCUUAAGAGAUUGUUUUCUACGUUCAGAUAAAACUGACUAUUUAUUUCUCAAUUCAAUUUUGUGAGUUGUUGGCUAUUAGGAAAACGGGUUUCCAUCCUCGAACUGCAAGCUGGAAACAUGGAAACAUGAAGCCAUUACCGCUGCUUCGAAGGGCUUCGAUCCGGAGGUGCCUUGGCUCGGUCUUGUUUAUACAGCACAACGUUAUUCUUAAUUUCCUAUCCAUUAAAAUGAGAAGAAAGGAUACGAAAUUUUUACUUUAAGAGAUACAUUUUCGAUUCACUCAAUACCCCCAACCAAAAACAAUGUUGCGCUUUUUGAACCUGACAGGCCUGGUGCGAUUUCCAGUUCGACGAAAGUGUUCUGAAGCUCAAAGUAAUUAAGAUAUUUUGUAUACUGUACAAAUGAAUGUAACGAAUAAUUGUUCUCGAUAGAUGACUACCAAGAUUAAAUGUAUUGUUUUGUAAAUAUUACACAUGCGAACAAUUUGUUUUCAACUGGUAAAUAAACUUGACAGUCUUUGGA